AACGUCCAGAUACCCAACAAUGGUGCGUCCUACCAACAAUAAAUACCGAUCAGCUUGCUCACUUGUAACUUGCAGUCUAAAACCGCGGAGGCACGAAAGGCGGAAGAGAACGCGAAGGAAGGCGAUUAUGGUAAGAUCUUAUUGAACUAUCUAUCUUAAUUAUCCUCAAUCAAUGUCAUCAAUCAGCCGAUGUUUUCUCCGGCUCCUCGAGAACUUCAGUGCUGACAUGAUCACAUAGGUUCAAUUUUCUCAGUUUCUGGGUGCGUGGAAUGAGAUGGUUUUUGGGAUCAAAGCUACCCCGCAGUGCAUCCGCUGACAAACUGAGUAACUAGGCCAGUCGUGGUGGCAGAGAACAUGAUAGGAUGUGCCAUGUACGAGCUGGUGGGCUUAUUCUAUCGAAAUAACGGUACUUAAGUUUCUACUAACGUUUUUACCUCUAGGUCCGUGUUGGACAUGAUUUGCUAGUUGGGGAGGUCAUUCGAAUAGAAGCCGACAAAGCCACGAUUCAGGUUUACGAGGAAACGGGUUCGGACGCCACAACGCUUCCGGUGCUAUGAUAGGGACUAACUAUGGGGAUACAGCUGGUAUAACUGUUGGGGAUCCAGUAUUGCGCACCGGGAAGCCCCUCUCCGUGGAGCUUGGCCCUGGGUUGAUGGAGACCAUCUACGAUGGGAUUCAACGGCCUCUUAAGACUAUUAACGAGAUUUCGAACAGUAUCUACAUUCCUCGUGGUAUCUCAAUACCUGCUCUGGAUCGUAAGAGAUCGUGGGACUUCAAUCCCGGAGGUCUCAAGGUCGGGGAUCACAUUACGGGAGGAGAUAUCUUCGGGAGUGUCUACGAAAACUCACUUCUUGAUGAUCACAAAAUCCUUCUGCCACCUCGUGCUCGGGGUACCAUCACUCACCUUUCUGAUAAGGGAUCGUACACCUUGGAGGAUACGGUUCUUGAAAUUGAGUUCGAAGGCAAGAGGCACAACUUUACCAUGAUGCAUACUUGGCCUGUGCGAAUGGCUAGACCAGUGUCGGAGAAACUUUCAGCAGAUUACCCACUAUUGACUGGCCAGAGAGUGUUGGAUGCUCUGUUCCCUUGUGUACAAGGUGGCACAACGGCUAUUCCCGGAGCUUUCGGUUGCGGAAAAACCGUUAUUUCCCAGUCUGUAUCGAAAUAUUCCAACACCGACUGUAUCAUCUACGUUGGAUGUGGUGAGCGUGGCAAUGAGAUGGCUGAGGUCUUGAUGGAUUUCCCUGAGGUUGUAGCUGCCUUGAAACUUGUGUCAGGGUCGGAAGCUAAUAGACAAUUAUAGCUUUCUAUUGAGAUUAAUGGUCGUAAAGAGCCCAUCAUGAAACGGACAACACUCGUUGCGAAUACCUCCAAUAUGCCUGUAGCGGCGCGUGAAGCAUCUAUCUAUACCGGAAUCACGCUUGCAGAAUACUUCCGUGAUCAGGGAAAGGAUGUUGCAAUGAUGGCUGACUCGUCUUCCCGCUGGGCCGAAGCCCUUCGUGAGAUUUCUGGUCGCCUCGGGGAAAUGCCGGCUGAUCAAGGUUUCCCCGCUUACCUGGGUGCUAAAUUGGCAAGUUUCUACGAACGUGCUGGAAAGGUUAGAGCUCUUGGUAGCCCCAAUAGGGAGGGAAGUGUUUGUAUUAUUGGUGCUGUCUCUCCUCCCGGUGGUGAUUUCUCUGACCCGGUUACUUCUGCCACCCUUGGUAUUGGUAUGGUUAAAUUUAUCCACCCUGUAAUUUGCAUGUGGAGAAUUCGGACCCCUAAACUAAGUUUAAUUUGUUUCCUAUAGUGCAAGUUUUCUGGGGGCUCGAUAAGAAACUCGCUCAACGCAAGCAUUUCCCAAGCAUCAACACAUCUCUCAGUUACAGCAAAUACGCCAAUGUCCUGGACGGCUAUUACCAAAAGAACUUCUCCGACUUCCCUGUUCUUCGAGACCGGAUCAAACAACUGUAACCCCCCUUCUUUACCGCUUUCGCCAACCCCGCAAAUCUAACAAUCCCUCCAGUCUUUCCGAUAGCGAAGAGCUCGACCAAGUCGUCCAGCUAGUCGGAAAAUCCGCCCUCUCAGACCCUGACAAGAUCACCCUAGACGUAAGCUCCCUGAUCAAGGAAGACUUUCUCCAGCAGAACGGAUAUUCCAAGCACGAUCAGUAUUGUCCUAUCUGGAAGACACUCUGGAUGAUGAAGGCCAUGAUGGGCUUUUACGAUGAGUCUCAGAAGGCAGUUCAGUCUGGUGUCAGCUGGGCCAAGAUCAGGGAAGCGACGUCAGACAUACAACACCAGCUUCGGUCUAUGAAGUUUGAGGUAACCAGUCUUUUUUUUUUUGUACUAUUGAUUGAUUGAAAUAAAAGAAGCGAAUGCUGACUAGAAUAUGUAGAUUCCCGACGAUGGCGAAGAGGUCAUUGUAGGAAGGUACGAGAGGCUAUACAACGACAUGAUGGAGAAGUUUGCUAGCGUUUUGGAUGAUUAGGCUUGUCGGAAAAUUCCUUUCUACGAAGAUCGCUUUUGUAUCUACUCUCCCCGCCUUCCUUGUCUCUCUUUCUUGUUUUUUGUCUUUUUUUGCUCCCCCACCUUGGCGUAGUCAGGUGUUUCUUUUGAGGGAGAAAUCCUCGUUUUCCCCUUGUUUUGCUUGUGCGUGAACGCUGAAUCAUUGUGCGCACUAUAUGAAAUGAAGAAGGGAGUUUCCUUUUGGGCAGAAUCGUAUUGCGAUCCGUCGGUUUGGGAUGGUGCUUGAUGACGCAGUGGGUGCACCCCAAAGGGUUGAUUUCGGUAUCACGCCGGCCCCGGGAUUGAGCACGAUACCACCCGGGCCCAGACAGGGUGGCUAAGAAUAUUUGUUUAUUUGCUAUUGUAAAGUCGACAAGGUCGACAGUAGUGAACAUGGACA
Molecule: messenger RNA, 2886 nt
Organism: Tuber aestivum (summer truffle)
Lineage: Eukaryota; Fungi; Ascomycota; Pezizomycetes; Pezizales; Tuberaceae
Source: the annotation of a GenBank genome assembly